Molecule: messenger RNA, 645 nt
Organism: Trichomycterus rosablanca
Lineage: Eukaryota; Metazoa; Chordata; Actinopteri; Siluriformes; Trichomycteridae
Gene: fgfbp1a
Product: fibroblast growth factor binding protein 1a
Exons: 1
Coding region: 1-645 (214 amino acids)
Biological process (GO): cell-cell signaling
Molecular function (GO): growth factor binding
Source: RefSeq, a predicted model, not a curated record
AUGGUGCAUGUCAAAGGAAUCGCUCUGACUCUGAUCUGCAUCUGCAUUAUGCAUGACUUUCUUCUGACAAGCGCUCAGGCAAAGAAGGGUGAGAAGGAUGGCAAGGGAAAAAUAAAAGACAAGCAGCAGAAGCUUCCUCCAAAGCCAACAAGUCAGAAAAAAAUUGCCUUAAAAAGCCAGAAUGAACCCUAUAAAGGCAAGUUUUCAAACAAGGACGGGAUGCAGUGCACAUGGGUAGCUCUGAGCAGCAACAUUAAGGAAGAUGGAACGUUCAUCCUGAGUAUCAGCUGCAAAAAGGGCACAGAGAGCUUAAACUGUGAGUACAAGGCCAAACCGAGGUUGUGUACUGAGUAUGCAUCCAGCGUUGAAGUGUACUGGAAGCAGAUUGGCCGCUCACUAAGAAAGCAGAAGAAACUGUGUCUAGAUCCUAAAGCGCAGCUUAAAGCUAAGAUGUGUGGAAAGUCACCAAAGGAUGCACACUUCACGCUCGACACCACAGCUAAGGGCAGUCCAGCUUCCGGUAGAAGAGAUAAACCAUGCCCAAAUCUGGCGAAUCAGCAGAAACUGGCAAAAGAGUACUGCAGCUCCACCUGGUCUUCGUUCUGCACAUUUUUCUUUGCUAUGGUUGAAAAUGACGAUUGCUGA